Messenger RNA from Thunnus maccoyii (southern bluefin tuna), 4747 nucleotides. RefSeq names its product TBC1 domain family member 9B. The record is from RefSeq and is a predicted model, not a curated record. The coding region runs from base 558 to 4166 and encodes 1202 amino acids. Gene Ontology annotation, molecular function: calcium ion binding. The transcript has 24 exons. NCBI's taxonomy places the organism in Eukaryota, Metazoa, Chordata, Actinopteri, Scombriformes, Scombridae.
UCAUUUUACCGCCUUAAUUUCUGCCUUUAUGUCUCGUUAAACUAAUAAAAUCAUACAUUAACCUUUCAUAGGAUCUUCAUGAUACAUAAACUGUAAAAACUAAAACCUGCAAGUUGCUCUUCAUCUUCCUUUUAGUAAUCGAAAUACCAAAGAAAACAUCUUUCAUCUUUUCAAGAGGAAAUCAUCUGCUGCGUAGAGUCUCUUUAUUAGACAUUUAAAGGAUAAAGUCCUUCCUCCCAGUAUGAAACCACAGCUGGAACUGGUGGAACAGAAUUCUGAUCUCCGUGUUGUGACGACGAGCUGGAAGGUCUCCGUGUGUGACGUCUUGACGCAGCGUAUGCAGAGGGCGUGUCGGGACGCGUCAGAUACGGAAGUGAUGUGCAGUCAGCAGACUGAAAAAAAACAACAACAACAUCAGCUCGGUGUUUGUCUGAAUCACACGGAGCCGCGCGGUGUCACAGCUCCACACACACCGUCACACUCCGCUCCUCUACCCGCGGACACACCGUCACACUCCGCUUCUCUACCCGCGGAGGGUUCGCAGGCAGCGGGGACAGAUGUGGAUCCAGCCGGAGGAGGUGCUGCUGGCCGGAGCUCUGUGGGUGUCUGAGCGGGCCAACCCGUUCUUCAUCCUACAGAGGAGGCGGGGGCACGGUCGCGGGGGGGGGCUGUCCGGUCUCCUGGUUGGGACUCUGGAUGUGGUCCUGGACUCCAGUGCUAGAGUGGCUCCUUACAGGAUUCUGCUGCAAACUGCAGACUCCCAGAUCUACUGGAACAUUGCCUGUGGCUCAAACAGGAAGGAGAUCACGGAGCACUGGGAUUGGCUGGAGUCCAACCUGCUGCAGACCAUCUCCAUCUUUGACAGUGAUGAAGAUGUCACCACCUUCGUCAAAGGAAAGAUUUGUGGCCUCAUCGCGGAGGAGAAGCGGCUGCAGCCGGGGGAGGAGCCUGAGGAGGACUGUGGGAAGUUUCGGGAGGCAGAGCUAAAGAUGAGGCGGUUGUUCCGAAUGCCGGAGGAGGAGAAGCUGGUGAAUUAUUACUCUUGCAGCUACUGGAAGGGCAGAGUGCCACGGCAGGGCUGGCUCUAUCUAUCCGUCAACCACCUGUGCUUCUACUCAUUCCUAUUGGGCAAGGAAGUGACCUUGGUGGUGCAGUGGACGGAGGUCACCCAGCUGGAGAAGAAUGCCACUCUUGUGUUCCCGGAGAGCGUCCGUGUCAGCACGCGUCACGAGGAACAUUUCUUCUCCAUGUUCCUCAACAUCAACGACACCUUCAAGCUGAUGGAGCAGCUUGCCAACAUCGCCAUGCGCCAGCUGCUAGACAACGAGGCGUUCGCUGCCGACCGCUCGCUGCCCAAACCCUGCAAGACGCUCAAGAACGUUUCUGCGCUCAAGAGGGACUUGGACGCGCGGGCAAAGAAUGAGCGGUACCGGACCAUGUUCAGGCUGACGCAGGACGAGCGUCUGGACGGACACACUGACUGCACGCUGUGGACACCAUUUGCGAAGAUGCACGUAGUCGGACAGCUGUUCAUCUCCAACAACUACAUCUGUUUCAGCAGCAGAGAAGAAGAGCUGUGUCAGCUGAUCAUCCCGCUCAGAGAGGUGUCCAUCGUGGAGAAAGCGGACAGCAGCAGUGUCCUACCUUGUCCCGUCUCCAUCAGCACCAAGAACAAGAUGACCUUCCUGUUCGCCAACCUCAAAGACCGGGACUUCCUGGUGCAGCGGAUCUCUGACUUCCUGCAGCGGACGCCCGACAGCUGCUGGGGCGACACCAGCCCGCUGUCUCUGAUUGGUCAAUCGGCACCUACCGGCUCCGAGUCUGUCAGCAGGGGGCGACAUUACCAUGCUGGCCUCCCCACCGCCAGCCGAGCGCUGCUGCAGCUCUACCAGCAGGAGGCUACAGAGGACCUGGGCCCCCGAGCUAUGAAGGAGAAGAUGAAGGAGGAGGCGUGGAACAUCCAUUUCUCAGAGUUCGGUCGAGGUGUCUGUAUGUACAGAACCUCUAGAACCAGAGAACUCAUCCUGAACGGGAUCCCAGAGAGCCUGAGAGGGGAGCUGUGGCUGCUGUUCUCUGGAGCCCAGAAUGAGAUGGCGUCCCACCCUGGUUACUAUGGCGACCUGGUGGAGCAGGCCAUGGGGCUUUGUUCAUUGGCUACCGAGGAGAUUGAGCGCGACCUUCACCGCUCGAUGCCCGAACACCGAGCCUUCCAGAACGAGACGGGCAUCGCUGCGCUGCGCCGUGUCCUCACCGCCUACGCUCACCGGAACCCGGGCAUCGGAUACUGCCAGGCGAUGAACAUCGUCACCUCCGUCCUGCUGCUCUACUGUACGGAGGAAGAAGCCUUCUGGCUGUUGGUGGCGCUGUGUGAGCGGAUGCUGCCAGACUACUACAACACCAGGGUCGUAGGAGCUCUGGUGGAUCAGGGCGUGUUCGAGGACCUGACCCGGGCCUUCCUGCCCCUGCUGUAUGAACACAUGCAGGAUCUGGGCGUGAUCUCCACCAUCAGCCUGUCCUGGUUCCUCACCCUCUUCCUGUCUGUGAUGCCCUUCGACAGCGCCGUGCUGCUGGUCGAUUGCUUCUUCUACGAGGGCAUCAAGGUCAUCUUCCAGGUGGCGCUGGCGGUGCUCCAUGACAACAUGGACGCCCUGCUAUCCUGCAGAGACGAGGGAGAAGCCAUGACCAUCCUGGGCAGGUACCUGGAUAACGUUGUGAAUAAACAGACGGUGGCUCCACCCAUCCCUCACCUGCACGCCCUGCUGACGAGCGGUGACGAGCCGCCACCUGAGAUCGAUGUCUUCGACCUCAUCAAGUCAUCCUACGAAAAGUUCGGCAGUUUGCGCUCUGAUGUCAUUGAGCAGAUGAGGUUCAAGCAAAGGUUAAAAGUCAUUCAGUCUCUGGAGGACACGGCCAAGAGGAGCGUGGUGAGAGCGAUGAUGACGGAGUCAGCUUUCAGCAUCGAGGAGCUGGAGGAGCUGUACUGUCUUUUUAAGGCACAGCAUAUGACCAGCUGUUAUUGGGGCUCCAGCAGCUCAGCAGCGGAGCGUCACGAUCCGAGCCUGCCGUACCUAGAGCAGUACCGCAUCGACCCUGUGCAGUUCACCCAGCUGUUCACCGCGCUUGCUCCCUGGCUCUGUGGAGGCCACACCCCCUCGCUGUCCGCCCGUCUCUUCAGGAUCCUGGACCAGAACCAGGACGGCCUUGUCAACUUCAAGGAGUUCAUCACCGGACUCAGUGGAAUGUAUCACGGAGACAUGACAGACAAACUCAAACUGCUGUUCAAGCUCCACCUGCCACCAGCUUUGUGUGCGGAGGAGGCCGAGUCUGCUCUGGAGGCAGCGCACUUCUUUACUGAAGAUGCAACACAAGAAUCUUCCUUCCUGUCUAAUCCGGACAUUAUGGGGCAGCAGGAAGUGACAUCAGGUGAGGAGGGGCAGGAUGGAGGUGGAGACAGUGAGGAGAAGAAAGAGGAGAAGGUGAAGGACUACAGGUACUACCUGAGGAUGUGGGCCAAAGAGAAGGAACCCAAGAGAGAGACCAUCAAAGACCUGCCCAGGAUGAACCAGGAGCAGUUCAUAGAGUUGUGUAAGACGCUCUACAACAUGUUCAGCGAGGAGCCGUUGGAGCAGCAGUUGUAUCACUCCAUCGCUACCGUUGCCAGUCUGCUGCUGCGCAUCGGCGAGGUCGGCAAGAAGUUCAACAACGGCUGCAAGAGGACCGACAGCAGCCAGGCCCCGCCCGCCGCGCAGGCCCCGCCCACGGCCCAGGCCGAGCAGGAGGGGCCGGGUGAGGGGGUGUCGGACGAGUCCCGGGUGUGCCAGGCGCUGGCCGACGCCCAGCUGGAAACGGACGAGGACGCCAAAGACGACAUUUCGGUGUCGUCGUACUCGGUGGUGAGCUCCGGCUCGCUGCAGUGCGAGGACAUCGCCGACGACACCGUGCUGAUCGGCGGCGGCGAGCAGAGGCGAGGCAGCGUGCUGGACGCCGAUUGGUCGAUCACCUUCGAGCAGGUGCUCGCGUCGCUGCUGACCGAGCCGCCGCUCGUCGACUAUUUCGAGAAGAAGAGGGACAUCCAGGCCAAGAUGGCCGCCUGUAAGGCUCAGCGGGCGGUGGAACGUCAGAUUAGCUCCGCCUCCGACCACGAAUUCACCCAGCACUCUGUCUGAGUUUUGACCUUUGACCUCCACCUGCUCACACCUGUCCUCACCUUUCCUCGUGUAUCCUGUCUGAAGCAGGUGAAGCAGGUGAAGAUUUACAGUAACAGAACUACGGAAGCCUCAAAGUCCCAAAAGACAUUUUAUUAAUAAUUUCUGUCUCAGUUUCUGCUCGUUAAAUAAGAACCAGACUUGCAAGCAGGUUUACCACAACAACAAAUUACAUAAAUAAUUAACAAUUAUAUUAAUUAAUAAUUAAACUUUGUGGAUUUCUUUGGAAACUGGCGGAAAAAAUCUUUCAGAAUAAAAGUUUGAGUUACAGAAAAAUGACUGAAUGAGGAACAGAAACAGCUCAGAAACAUUAAUGUGCUCAUGACGUCGUGUUUCUCACGUUUCUGUUUCUUUUAUUUCACUGAAGCCUUUGUUUGUUUUUCUCUGAUGACAUCAUCGCCGUUAAAUGACAUCAGAGGAAGUGUUUUUAUGUUCUCUCUGUUGUCUUUGUUGUAUUUUAAAUCCAUUCUAUUGAUUAGUUAUCGAUCUGUAUCUGUUGUCUAAUAAAUACUGAAGGAAAUCCCUUUCCUCUUCCUCCUCUU